This is a messenger RNA of Pelmatolapia mariae (spotted tilapia), 4653 nucleotides long. It is a transcript of the gene col21a1, whose product is annotated as collagen, type XXI, alpha 1. The record is from RefSeq and is a predicted model, not a curated record. The transcript is spliced from 29 exons. NCBI's taxonomy places the organism in Eukaryota, Metazoa, Chordata, Actinopteri, Cichliformes, Cichlidae. The coding region runs from base 149 to 3022 and encodes 957 amino acids.
CAUGUGCACUUCUCGCGAAAUCCACUUUCUGUGAAUCUGGGGCUGUGAACAGUAUUGAUCACUGGCUCUCAAUGAGAGGAUUAAUGGGAAUUCAGACAAGUGCUUGGACGCUUACUGGUGCAUAUUUGGAACUAGUUACUGCUCCAUAAUGGGUUACAAAUCAACAUCCAUGCAUUGUGUGUUAAGAUGCCUGUGCUUCAUGCUUCUCCAUUUGUUUAGUGCGGCUCAAGAUGAAGACCUAAGAAGUUGUAGGACUGCACCAUGUGAUUUGGUCUUUAUUCUAGAUGGCUCUUGGAGUGUUGAAGAUGUCAAUUUUGAAAUAGUGAAGCGAUGGCUAGUCAACAUAACGACGAGCUUUAAUGUUGGGCAGAGGUUUACCCAGGUCGGAGUCGUCCAGUACAGCGACAGUCCCCAUUUAGAAAUACCUCUGGGGAAGCACUCCACCAACAGAGACCUCAUCAAGGCGAUGGAGUCCAUUGAAUACAGGGGGGGUAACACAAGAACCGGGGCAGCUAUUGAGUUUGCUACAGACAGACUAUUUGGCCUCUCUGAGCGAGCGAGCGUUUCCAGAAUUGCUGUUGUCCUCACAGAUGGGAAGUCUCAAGAUGAGGUUCUGAAAGCUGCUGAGGCAGCGAGGAAAAAAGGAGUAAUCCUGUUUGCAAUUGGUGUUGGUCCAGAGACAGAAAAGGAUGAGCUGAGGGACAUUGCAAACAAGCCAUUUUCAACUUAUGUCUUCUCUGUUGAGGACUACAAAGCUAUUUCCAGGAUCAGGCAGGUCAUAAGACAGAAACUAUGUGAAGAGACUGUUUGUCCCGCCAGAAUUUCUAUAGAUUCCCGUGACGAGAAGGGCUUUGAUAUCCUGUUACAUUUAAAUCUGGCAAAAAAAGCAAAGAAGACUCAAGGGACGUUUUAUGGCACUAAGGCCUAUCAGGUGACGUCUCGUGUUGACUUGAGUGAAGCUACACGGAACCUUUUUCCUGAUGGCCUGCCUCCUUCGUAUGUUUUCGUGGCCACAUUGAGGUACAAAGGAUCAGUGGCAGAAGAGGAGUGGGACCUGUGGAGAAUACAGACACGAGAUGGUAAACCUCAGAUGGCGGUAACUUUAAACGGUUUUGACCACACCGUCAUGUUCACAACAACCAGCAAGACACCGAAUGGGAUUCAGACUGUUACUUUUUCACAACAGACAGCAAAGCUGUUUGAUGAGAAAUGGCACCAGCUACGUCUGCUGGUCACCGAAGAGGAUGUCACUCUUUAUGUUGAUGACUUGGAAAUUGAAACCUUAUCACUGGAGCCCCCUGUUGGCAUUUUCAUCAAUGGAAAAACCCAAGUGGGAAAAUAUGUCAGAAAGGAAACAACAGUGCCAUUUGAAAUUCAGAAACUUCGCAUUUACUGUGACCCUGAGCAGAACAACCGGGAGACUGCAUGUGAAAUACCUGGAGUUUGCUCUAAUAACCCUGAUUACGCUGAACCGACUCCAGAACCUUGUGUUUGCCCUCCUGGACCUCCCGGACAACCAGGAAUGAAGGGAGAGCAAGGAAGCAUUGGUAUUCCUGGUCAGCCUGGUCCUCCUGGUGCUGAUGGUAAGCCUGGUAUCCCUGGGCUUAGAGGAAUUCCAGGUUUCCCAGGUUCGCCGGGAAUUAAGGGGUCACGUGGACCAGAUGGGUACAAAGGAGAGCAAGGGAGGCCCGGUGUUUCGGGUGAGAGGGGUAUUCCUGGGUUACCGGGGCCACCUGGACAACCAGGGGAGAAGGGUGCACAAGGGACCCCGGGAGCAGCAGGGUUACCAGGAAAAACUGGACAAGUGGGAGAAAAAGGAAGUAUAGGACCUCUUGGGCCACAAGGUCCUCUGGGAGAACCUGGUCUACCUGGGAGAGAUGGAAAGGAUGGAUUUCCAGGAAGACCUGGUCAAAAGGGAGAAGCUGGAGCCAGUGGUAUUCCUGGUACUGACGGAAGGGAAGGCCAUCCUGGUAUGCCUGGAUUGCCUGGAAAUGCAGGCCUGGAUGGACAAAAGGGAGAAGUUGGUGAGCCUGGACCCAGGGGCUUUAAAGGAUCGACUGGACUACCUGGUGAAAUGGGAUUACCUGGUGAACCGGGUUUGCAAGGACCGAUCGGACCGAAGGGGAAUAUGGGUGAAAGAGGAAGUCCGGGCAUAAAAGGCACACCGGGGCUUGCGGGCAGUGCAGGGCAACCAGGAAGUCCAGGUCAACCAGGACACCCAGGCAUGCCAGGGAUGAAGGGAAGCAAGGGACAGAGGGGGAAUCCAGGUGAAAGGGGCGACAUGGGGAUGAAAGGUGAAAAAGGAGAGCAUGGGCGGCCAGGGGGUGUGGGAUCACCUGGUCCAAUGGGUCUGAAAGGAGAGAAAGGGACAGCAGGGGAUCCGGGGCACAGAGGUCAAGAAGGUCAAGUUGGACGACCUGGACAGCCAGGUCAGUCUGGCCAACCAGGCCCCCGAGGGUUGCGGGGAGAUAUGGGCCCCCCUGGUCCACCUGGACCCGAAGGAAGAUAUUUAAGUGCAAUGUCAGACAAUCACAUUCGGCAGAUAUGCAGAGAGGUCCUUCGGGCUGAGCUGCCUCUAUUGAUACUGAGCAAUCAGCAGAGUAGCUGUACCAGGUGUCAAAGUCAGCCUGGAUCUCCUGGCCCACCAGGUCCAAUGGGGCCACAGGGACUCAGAGGUCUUCCUGGGCUUAGUGGUUCUAGGGGACUGCCAGGCCACCCUGGUCGGCCGGGGUAUCCUGGGAUUAAUGGUCUCAAAGGAGAACCAGGUUUCAAAGGGGAGAAGGGGAGCCCUGGUCGGGUCAUGAUUGGAGACCAUGGGCCUCCUGGACCUCCAGGUCCAAUGGGUCCGGAGGGACAUGGUAAACCAGGUACUCCAGGUAAACCUGGGCCCCCUGGUCAAAAUGGCCCAGAGGGUAAAAGUGGUAAUCCUGGCAUCCCUGGUGAGCCUGGUGUGUGCGAUCCAUCCAUGUGCUAUGGAGGCAUGAUGAGGCGGGAUUCUUACAGCAAAGGCCCAAACUAUUGACAUAAGGCAGCAUCACUGCAGGCACCAGUAUAAAGCUGAUGCAGAACAGAUAUUCUCAGGAAGAUCUCACCAUUACAGUUCCUCUCUGACAUGGAAACAAAACGUACCUCUUCUGACACAGUUUAUGUGACACCUUUUAUGCAUCCCAGUUUCUUUGAUGGUAUUUUGUAUUAUUAGUCAUAUGGCUUUGAACAUUCUUUGAAAUUUUAAUGGUGUUAAGAGGAUUAAUGAUUGGCUCCAGUGAAUACCUCUUAUCCAAGCACCUUGUAUGAGGUAUCAAAUGUGCCAGCCAUGUAACGCACAGUACUCACUGCAUUUAAGAUAACUACGCAUAGACACAUGCACACCAUCCAUGAACACACUACAGCUAACAGUUUGAUGGAUAUCUGGGUUUGUGUAUAGGUAGGAAAUGUAAGUGCAGUGCCUGUCGUAUUAGGUGUGGCAUACCAAACGCCAGCAAGCAUAAAUGUCUUACCAAGAUUUUAUUACAUAUCAAGAAAGCUUAUUAUGGUUUUCCAACACAAUCUUACCAAAUCUUCUGCUUUGCUGACAAAAAACAUACACCUGUUUACUGUUUGAGCCUUAUAUUUAAUCUCGAUGAAGAGAUAAAUUUAUAAUUAGAACUAAUGAGCACACCUUUGAGUCUGAGGUGUUUGUCAAUCCUGCUGUUGUCUGAAGCUGUUGGCAUUUAGUAAGCUCAGAGGAAGGACCCAUUUUGAGCCAUGCCAUCAUUUACUUUAAAUGAGAUUCAUGGCAUGCACUGCAUUAACAUCAACUAAUUACAUGCACACCUACUUCAAAACGUGGGGUGUAGAUUGUAUGUGCAGAUUACACAUACAGUCAAUUAUGUUGAACAUUAUUUAAAUGCAACCUUUCGAUUCUUGUGAACACAACACCUAAAUAAACCCACCAUUUCCAGUGUGACACCUAUGAGUAUAAGGCCUAUGUGUACAUUGUGAGUCUGUGCAAAUGGUUUGUGAAUGCUAAAUGAAUGGUGAUUGUUUGGUCACAUCUUAAUAAGGCGCUACUAAAGUGUUUGACUGCAGUUGGCUGACAUAUUUGACUCCUAAUAAUCUUGAAGUUUGUACUGUAAGUCCCUGUGGCUGGUACACUUUCUUAUAUUGCCCCCUUGUGUUCCUUCACUGCAUGUUGCGUUAUAAGAUUUUACUGCACAUAGAGCAGGUGCCACAUGUUCCACUAUAAAACAGAACAACAAAAAUCAACACACAUACACACACAUGAAAAAACAAUGAUGAUUAGUGAAUUGAUUUGUGAUGAAUUAUCACAGAAAUUAACACGUUUCAGCGCAAAACUGUGACUUUGAUUGCCUUUCGCUGAGUACUCACUCCUGGAAGCUCGAGUUCAUAAAGCAUUCAGGCUGACUUUUGUGCGUGAAAACUUUUUACAAAACACAUCACCCCGGUUACCUUCCUAUUGCAAUACUUCUUCAUUCAUUGCCAUGUCUUAUUUGUUCUAUAUUUAGGAUGUAAAAUAUAUAUAUAAAAAAUGUGCCAUCUAUGAACACACCAACACUUUAGUUUCACAUUUUAAUCCAUUUAUGUUCCCCCAGCUUACCUUUCAUUACUGUAGCAGGUUUUUUUUUUAUUUAUAAGAGAGGCAUAUCACAUUUC